CAAGACUCCGCCCCUCUCCCAGAAUCACCCCGUCACAGACCUGCCCCUUCUCCGCCCCUCCUCGUCCCAGCCUCCGCCCUCCGGUCCGGGCGGGGCUCCGCGUUUGAACCGCGCGGCGGGCCGGGUCUCUGAGUCGGGUCGGGCCCAUAGGCGGCGGCGCGGAGCAGGCAGUCUGUGGCGCACAACACCAUGUCCCCGGGCAGUGGGGUGAAGAGCGAGUACAUGAAGCGCUACCGGGAGCCGCGCUGGGACGAGUAUGCGCCAUGCUACCGCGAGCUGCUCCGCUACCGCCUGGGCCGCCGGCUGCUGGAGCAGGCGCACGCGCCCUGGCUCUGGGACGCCUGGGGCCCGGAUAGCCCCUCAGACAGCUCGGCGUCACCUAGUCCGGCGCCCAGGGGCGCAUUAGGGGAGCCCUCGGCGCCUUCUGCGCGGGAGGAGGAGCAGACCGUGGCGGAGCGCGGCGCGGAGCUGCGGGGCGCGGAGGUUGGGGACGCGGAGGAGCCGGACACAGUGCUACAAGCACCACCCAAAAAAGAUGUAGAAGAAAAACCUGAACUACAAACUGGGGCAAAAGAGACUGACAGAGUGCCCGUCGGCCCCGAACCUCGACAGCAGCCUAGUGCCUUAUUUGCCAGAGGAAGUAAGAAAGCAACCAGAAGCCCCCAAAGGUCAACAAGCAAAAUAAAAGAGAACAAGCACCCAUUUGCUCUGUAUGGCUGGGGAGAGAAACAGAUGGACACAGGGAGCCAGAAGACACACAAUGUCUGUGCAUCCGCCUCUGUGCAUGAGAUUCAUGAAUCAGCACUUCGAGCCAAGAACAGACGACAGGUGGAGAAAAGGAAACUGGCUGCCCAGAGGCAGCGGGCUCACUCUGUGGAUGUGGAAAAGAACUGGAGGGUAAAGCCAACUUCCGCAGAGAACCCGUGGCUGACGGAGUAUAUGCGGUGCUACUCAGCAAGGGCAUAGAUGCCGGGACAUGCUCUUUCAAGUGUUUAUGGAAGAAAAGGAAAAACAAAACUAUCAAAUGAGACCACACACAGGUGGAAGAAAUAAAUCGACUGGCCCUGCAAAGCUC
Messenger RNA from Phodopus roborovskii (desert hamster), 1075 nucleotides. RefSeq names its product centriole, cilia and spindle associated protein (gene Ccsap). The transcript is spliced from 3 exons. Gene Ontology annotation, molecular function: microtubule binding. The record is from RefSeq and is a predicted model, not a curated record. Gene Ontology annotation, cellular component: axoneme; cytoskeleton; spindle. NCBI's taxonomy places the organism in Eukaryota, Metazoa, Chordata, Mammalia, Rodentia, Cricetidae. Gene Ontology annotation, biological process: regulation of mitotic spindle assembly. Bases 190 to 966 code for a protein of 258 amino acids.